This is a messenger RNA of Ceraceosorus bombacis, 489 nucleotides long. The record is from the annotation of a GenBank genome assembly. Lineage: Eukaryota; Fungi; Basidiomycota; Exobasidiomycetes; Ceraceosorales; Ceraceosoraceae.
AUGCGAGCUCGGCAAGGACGCCUCCAAGCCACCGAUCAAGCGCCAACUCUCCCAGCGCCCGAUCAAGGCGACGUGAUGAUGCAACAAGUAUUGGAGCAGCUAGCGGAGAUAAAGAGAAAAGUCGAGGAGGUGAGGGUAGAGGCGGCUGAGAGGGAGCAAAAGUGGGAGAGGCGGCUCGAUGCAGCGCAAAUGCUCGACCCCGAGGCGCAUCAGGGCGACACCGAAAGAGUCCCCUCGCCAGCAAGAGGAGGCCAGCUUCGAGGGCGCUUCACGCGCUUCACGCGCUUCACCAACAUCUCGACACCCGAGCCGCAGCUCGACAAUCAAGUCGACCAAACUCUUGCACGCGGCGGCGCAAAGCAAAAAGAUGAAGCUGUGCUCGACCGCACGAACCCAUUGGCAUCGUGUCUGCAAUGGGCGCGACCAAGGAAGGGUAUGAUUGGACCGUUGCAGGGCAAAAAGAAGGCCAUUCUUACGUCGAUCACUUGA